UGUGACAUCCCCUGGGUGUGAGCAGUGGGGGAGAAUGGCCUGGGGGAAGACUGUGACUGCCUCCCUGCCACCCAUGGCCCCCGCUGCUCCAGGGUCCUCCACACCUAUGGCCCCAAGCGGGGUGUAGGGCUCCCGGAAAUGAAGGGCGGGGUGGUGCUCCGGCUCCUGCUGUACUGGCUCAGGGCUCUGAGGGCUUCCAUCGGUGUCCUGCUGCGUCUGGCGGAGCGCGCCCUCCACAGAGUACCCGGCUGCCGGCUCCUGCGGGCCCUCCACCCAUGGCCCAGAGACCGUGACGGUGCCCCCACCAGCAGGCGCAUCGUGGCCACGUGGCAGAGGGGUGAAGCAGGAAUAGGGGACUGGAGCAAGAUCCAGGAGCAGCCGCCCAGGAGACGCGUGGAUGGGGAUGGCACCUGCACCCACGGGCCAGAAUCCCAGCUCCCAGCAACCAGCUCCCUCCAGAGCCUCUUCGAUGGGGCAGGCAGGCUGGACCUGGCUGGGCUGCGCAAGGCGGUCUAUGAGACAGGCACGGAUGCCAGCGAGCGGAAGGUCACCUGGAAGUUUCUCUUCGGUGUGUACCCCGCGGACUCCACCACUGAGGAGCGGCGCCGGCUGGACCAGCAGCUGGUCGCUCGCUACAGGAGCAUGAAGAACGCCUGGAAGCAGCAGUUCCCCAGCGCCAGGCGCAUGAAGGUCCAGUCAGACUUGGAGCUGUCCCUGGCCAUCAUGAAAUACGAGCAGCAGGAGAUGGAAGCGGCCAAGGUGCCCGCGGAGCACGGCCUGUGGCUCCAGAGCAUCAACCAGCCCCAGUUCUGGGCAUCUCUGAGGGACAUUGAUGCCGACGUGCCCCGCACCGACCGGCACCGCAGCUUCUUCCAGCGCCAGGGGCUGGUGAAGCUGCUGUACCUGAGGGAGAUUCUGAUCACAUUUGCCGCCUUCCACCAGGACAUCGGCUACUGCCAGGGCAUGACCAGCUUUGCCAGCCACUUCCUGGAGACCCUGGACUCAGAGUUUGACGCCUUCUGGUGCUUCGUAAACUGCAUGCGGCACUGGGCCCCCAGCUUGACUGCCCAGGGCGUAGCCUGCAAGAUCCGUGAGCAGCAGGGCCCGGUGGGAGGGGGACAGCAGCCCCAGUGCCAGGCCCCCACCAGGGCUGGGCUGAGCACAGUGGGUCAGCCCAGGGGGAGGUGCUGCUGCGAGCCAAGGUGGGUGGGGCAGGCGCUGUGUCACCCUCAGCUGGGCUCUUGCCAAGAAGGGCCCUGA
This is a messenger RNA of Mauremys reevesii (Reeves's turtle), 1260 nucleotides long. RefSeq lists its product as uncharacterized. The record is from RefSeq and is a predicted model, not a curated record. Gene Ontology annotation, biological process: activation of GTPase activity. Lineage: Eukaryota; Metazoa; Chordata; Testudines; Geoemydidae. Gene Ontology annotation, molecular function: GTPase activator activity. The coding region runs from base 139 to 1260 and encodes 373 amino acids. The transcript has 8 exons.